AGGUAUGCUUCACGAAUGUUUAGAUUCAGCUGUCUAUGCCGUUUGCGCGAUUCUGUAUCACUGGUGACAAAGAUAAGAGGAUGCCGACACGAGGACCGAGCGUUCGAUCGAUCAGUCGUUCCCUCGAAGGCCUCGCUACCAGUGAUCAUGUCGAGUGAACAGGAUAUCAGAAGUUACUUCGAAACCGCCAAGGAGUUAACUUUAAAAGCUGGCGUGCUAUUCAAAUCUGGCUUCGAAGGACAGAAAACCGUGCAGACCAAGGAUAACGAGUGGGACCUGGUAACAGAAUAUGACAAAAAAAUCGAAGAGCUGUUAACCAGCGGUCUGAAGGAGAAAUUUCCUGAUCAUGAAUUUAUUGGAGAAGAAAGCGCGGCUGAGACGAAAGAACCGCCAGUGUUAACGGAUAAGCCAACAUGGAUCAUAGAUCCCAUAGACGGAACAGUGAAUUUUGUUAAUUCAUUUCCAUUCACUUGCAUAUCAGUGGCUUUGUCAAUUCGCAAGGAUAUUGUGAUAGGGAUCAUUUACAAUCCGCUGAGUUCCGAAUUGUACACUGCGAUCAAAGGACAGGGAGCGUUUUUAAACGACAAACUUAUCAGGACCACUCGAGUCACUGAGUUAAAAAAAUCUUUGAUAGAAAUAGAAUUGUUUUCACUUCAAUUUCCAUCGAGAAAUCGAGAUAUCAAAAUGGGCAGAUUGGAAGCUUUCAUUAAGGCUGCACGAGGGGUCAGAUACACGGGAUCGGCAACAUUGUCCAUGGCAUACGUAGCAAAAGGUGCACUGGAUUGUUUUCAAAUGGACAACCUUAAAGCUUGGGACGUUGCAGCUGGAAUACUGCUCGUGUGCGAAGCAGGUGGCUCGAUAAUGGACACGAAAGCGGACCAGUAUGAUCUUAUGAAGCCAAACACAAUUGCGGCGGCAACCGAAACGCUGGCCACGGAAAUAAAACAAUUAGUUCUCGACACCGACCUGAAAAUACUGCGGAAAAGAUUGACGAAGAUGUAAUCAUAUUUCUAAUCACGUUCCUCAAGAAUGAACAUCAAGUAAUAGUUUAUCAUAAAUAGAAUAAGCGAUUCAUUGUAUGACGAAAAGAAUGAUAACUCGACUGUAUUGUGGUGAAAACAAUAAAAGUAUUAUUAUAUUUUUAAUCAUUUUAAA
Messenger RNA from Osmia bicornis bicornis, 1155 nucleotides. RefSeq names its product inositol monophosphatase 2-like. Gene Ontology annotation, molecular function: inositol monophosphate 1-phosphatase activity. The transcript is spliced from 6 exons. The coding region runs from base 16 to 1002 and encodes 328 amino acids. The record is from RefSeq and is a predicted model, not a curated record. Gene Ontology annotation, biological process: phosphatidylinositol phosphate biosynthetic process; inositol metabolic process; signal transduction. NCBI's taxonomy places the organism in Eukaryota, Metazoa, Arthropoda, Insecta, Hymenoptera, Megachilidae.